Molecule: messenger RNA, 2097 nt
Organism: Ectocarpus sp. CCAP 1310/34
Lineage: Eukaryota; Phaeophyceae; Ectocarpales; Ectocarpaceae
Source: the annotation of a GenBank genome assembly
UGGCGGCCGCUAGCCAUCCCCACCCAACCAACUCUAUCUACCCUGGCCUGCCCAGUGUCCUCUCUCCGAUGGUGCGGAUAGCGGUACCGGCGAUACACCUGGUGGGAUGCGUCCUUCUUCUCGCGAAAGCGGGUGCUGAAGAUCCCCCGCCGGAGUCAUGCCAAGUUGAUGUCUUCCCCAACGAUGAGUUCGCCGUUUGCAACGUGGGGUCGUCCUGUCGAGGCGAGUACAACCGCGCCAACGGUACCCUGAACAAGAUGUGGCAGGAGGAAAUCGGCAUCGUGUGGAAGCGCAUCAACAGCGAGCGGAGCCGGGUCAUGCUUAACGAGUACCAACCAGUCACGGUGCCAAAGUUUACCGAGCUUGGGUACAAGAAGGAGAAGCUGAACCCGGACACUUACGCGUACCUCAUGGAGUGGUACCACAGCCAGAUGGAAAACAAGGCGCCCGUGACCGAAAAGUGGGCCCCGGACAACACCUACGUUAACCAUUGGGAGGUCGAUACCAAGAUGACCGCCGCGCCGACGAGGAUCCACAGGCGCUUGUAUCAGGACCUGCUUCCUGUGAUGGAGGAGUGGUCCGGCAUCAAGCUCAAGUCUACUGCAUGCUACGGGGUGCGACACUACUACAGGGGCAGCAUCCUCGCGAACCACGUCGAUCGGGUCGACACGCACGUCAUCUCCGCAAUCAUCAACGAGAAUGUGGACACGGACUGGGGUUUGUAUGUCCGCGGCCACGAUGGUGUUGCCAGAGACCUCUUUAUUGAGCCUGGAGAGAUAAUCUUCUACGAGAGCGCGAGCGUCAUCCACGGCAGACCGCAGGCAUUCCAGGGCAGCAGAUUCGCCAACAUUUUCGUCCACUUCUCGCCGGCGGAAGGCUGGGACGUGACGACCAAAGACGUGCAGAGGGCUGCAAAUCUCGGGAAAACGCAAAAGGGGCAUGAGGAGAGCGCCACCGAUAAAAAGGCAAGGGCCUUGUGAGAUGCCUCGCUUGCGGCACCUUUCCGCGGUGCCGUAUAUUUCUUUCUUUCUUUGUGGUGUUGUUUGCGGCGUGAAAUUGUUGAUUUAGGGUGUUGCCGCGUUGGCUGGGAGGGGUAAUAGAGAGGACGGUGCAUUUGUUUGCUGUCAUGAAAGCUGCUAGUAGCCGGGAUCAAAGACGUGGCGGUAGAGUUUUGCGGCGAACUGCAGAGAUGGGCGGCGUCCUCUGUCAGGCCUUCGUUGAGUGUAUGUUUGCAUGUUGUAAUGCUGCUCUACGUGUUUGUGCUUAGUGCCCGCGUCGGGCCCAUGCCUCGAAAACUUGCCGGAGAUGAUGGUUGGGACUGUUGUUCUGACCGUUCGUUUUUUACUUGAAGGAAUCAGUCAAACCCGCUAUUUUUUCAGGGAUGUUCAAGAACAGAACCGAUGUGUUUUCACAGUAGAGAUGGUCAAGAACAGUUGUGUGCUGUUAUUCGUUUGGUCUAAUUUUUGUGUCCUCAAGAAGCCGGAGGGAGGGCAUUGUCGGGUGUUUCAAGUUUGUAUUUCCCGGGAGGAUGGCGCGGUCUGCGUCGUAAGGGAAAAUGGGCGAGUUAGCCUGUUUUGCAGCACAAAAGUGCCCGGAUUCUCGGCACGGUAAUUUGGGCCAGUUUUUUUUGUUGGUUGGAGUGAGUUCCUUGUUCUCAAUUGCUAGUCUCUUGUAUGGAACGUGAUGUUGUCUGUUUGAUGCCCUUGGACGCCAUUGUGUUUCUUGCGUGCAUUUGCCCUCGACGUGAUGCCCUUGGACGGCAGUGUGUUUUUUGCCUGCGUUUGCUCUCGACGUGAGGCGUGGCAUCGCAUCAGGUAGCUCAAGAGGUAGAAUUGCUCCUUUGGCGAACCUGUGCAUCGUCCUCUGCUGUGGCGAGUUGGCCUCCCUGGCUGCGCGUUGUCAGGGCUGCAUGCCAUCAGUAGAACAGGUGCAGAGACGAAAAUGGGGUAUAUUUUCAAUCAGAUAAUUGAUCUCCGUAGGAGCUUGUGCAGGGUUGCCGAUCGCCGGCGGUCUGGUCGGGACACCUCUUGCACGGCACGAUAACCCGACUCGAGCCCAUGUAUCACUCACGAGGCGGCGGCCUUUUUUGCUUACCAU